AAAAUUAAGAUCUUACCUAUAAAACUUGCUGGCGUAAUAUGUGGCGCUCCUCGACGGUGCCUUUGGCCGCUGUUGCGGCUGCUACAGCCAUCGGCGCUCUCUCGAUCCGCCGUCUAUCAACCUCUCCACUGUCCCGUGUAUCUCGUCGCACCCCCGGCCGCGUUGGUGAUUUUGUUUCUUCCUUGGAGACGCCGUGUUUACUCGUGGACUUGGAUGCUCUAGAAACCAACCUCAAACGUCUCCCAGAAUCCCUAACAGCUUCUCCAAAUCUCGCCAUUCGUCCCCAUGCCAAAGCUCACAAGUCCUCUGCUAUUGGGCAGUUACAGCUGCAACUAUCUCACGCAGUAGGACUCUGCUGCCAGAAGGUGUGUGAGGCUGAAGCCAUGUUCAACGGCGGGGUACGGGACAUUUUACUAAGCAAUGAGAUCUACGGACUGGAACGCUAUGAACGCAUGGCCGCAUUGGCCAACGGUGGAGCAACGAUUACGCUCAUCUUCGACAAUAUUGAAGCCGUACAGCAGGCGGCACAAGCCGCAGAGACUCAAGGUAUCCACUUCCGAGCUUUGGUGGAGGUGAACGUGGGUCAGGACCGCUGUGGCGUUGAUACGGUGGAGGAGGCAGUAGAAUUAGCCAAGAAGAUAGAGAGCUAUGCUCCGAGGUUGGAGAUGGUAGGCAUUCAGGCGUAUCAUGGUGCAGCGCAACAUAUUCGCAGCUACGACGAGAAGAAGAAGGUGAUCGCUAGUGUCGCUGAGAAGGCCAAGAGUGUGAGAGACGCAUUAGUGCAGGAAGGUCUGACGUGUGAUGUGGUUACUGGGGGGAGGAACGGGAACGUACUUGUUGGAAGCGGCGAGUGGUGUGUUCACUGAAGUGCAGCCUGGCUCGUACUUGUUUAAUGACGCGGACUAUGCGAGGAACUUAGGAGAAGACGGAGAGUUUGUCAAAGACUGGGAGCAGAGUUUGUAUGUGCUGACGACGGUGAUGAGCAAGAACGCGAGUGCAGCGGUGCCGCGUGUAGUGGUGGAUGCAGGCACAAAGGCAGUGUCGCUGGACUCGGGCUCGCCGCUGGUACACAGUAUCAUUAAUGGAGAGAAGCUGUCGACCCCGUUGGAAUACUAUGGUGGGGGUGAUGAACAUGGGAUUUUGAAGCCACUGCAGAAUAUUGCUGCUGCCAAGAGAGUCGAACUCCCCGCUCUUGGGAGCAAAUUGCUGCUUAUUCCGGGUCAUUGCGAUCCUACCACAAACAUGUAUGACCACCUCGUUGGAUACCGCGGCGAUCGUGUGGAACAUGUGUGGGAGAUUGAGGCUCGUGGUCCUGGUAACUAGUACUAAAAGUUAAUACGUACGCUCCGUUGAAAGUAAACAAUAAAUUCUCUACGUACCAGUGGACAAAACGAACUAACUUCUAAGUAAUCCCCGUUUCCUUAUGUG
Molecule: messenger RNA, 1428 nt
Organism: Phytophthora nicotianae INRA-310
Lineage: Eukaryota; Oomycota; Peronosporomycetes; Peronosporales; Peronosporaceae
Exons: 1
Coding region: 39-866 (275 amino acids)
Biological process (GO): D-serine catabolic process
Molecular function (GO): D-serine ammonia-lyase activity
Source: RefSeq, a predicted model, not a curated record